Messenger RNA from Saccoglossus kowalevskii, 1177 nucleotides. RefSeq names its product carbonyl reductase [NADPH] 1-like. NCBI's taxonomy places the organism in Eukaryota, Metazoa, Hemichordata, Enteropneusta, Harrimaniidae. The record is from RefSeq and is a predicted model, not a curated record. Gene Ontology annotation, molecular function: carbonyl reductase (NADPH) activity.
GAACUCAUGAAGGUCAAACCCCUUACGAUUCCUGAACAGGCCUGUUGUACAUUCCCCAGGGCACAUUGCGAAGUUAUCAUCACAGAAAAUACGUUGGAUAUUAUAUGUUAUACAAUCAACCAUGACGUCACGCGUUGCUGUUGUAACAGGAAGCAAUAAAGGAAUCGGAUUUUCUAUAGUGAGGGCGCUGUGCAAACAGUUUGAUGGUGAUGUGUAUCUCACAGCUAGAGAUGAAGAAAGGGGAAAGAAAGCUGUGGAGGAUUUAGAAGAAGAAGGUCUUCAUCCCAAAUUUCACCAGUUGGAUAUCACAAACCAAAAAAGUAUUGAUAAUUUACAGAAGUAUUUGAAAGAUAAAUAUGGAGGACUGGAUGUACUUGUCAACAAUGCAUCUAUAGCAUAUAAGGUAAAAGACGUUACCCCCUUUGCUGAACAAGCCAAGUAUACAAUAGCUUGUAACUUCACAGGAACAUUAGAUGUAUGUAAAGCGUUAUUACCACUGAUCAAACCACAUGGCAGAGUUGUUAAUGUUGCAAGUGGUUCUGGGACACGUGCUCUAGAUAAGAUGAGUUCUGAACGUGCUAGUAAAUUUAAGGCACUUGAUCUCACAGAAACUGAGCUAGUGUCUCUUCUUGAAGAUUUUGUGAAUGCUGCCAGCGAUGGAACUCACACUGAGAAAGGUUAUCCUAACUCUGCAUAUGGUACAUCUAAAGCUGGUGUAAUUGUUUUAACUGGAAUCCAAGCACGUGAUUUGAAAAAUGACCCACGAGAAGACAUCCUUAUUAAUGCAUGUUGUCCUGGCCAUGUGCAGACUGACAUGUCAAGCCACCAAGGAACAAAGACUCCCGAUGAAGGAGCAGAGACUCCUGUCUAUCUUGCUUUACUACCUCCAAAUGCUGGUCAGCCACAAGGAGAAAUGUUGUCAGACAAGAAGAUUGUAAAAUGGAGAUAAAUACUUAAUAUAUUCAUAUGAUAGCAACAUUCCCUUACGAUGCCAUUGGUGUAGCUGUGAUCAACUAAUUAUUUUCAAUUUAUAAAUCAUAUUGUAUCUUUAUGCUAGUAGUCGUUAAAUUAAUUAGUUAAAGUCUGAAUGCUAUUUACCUACACCAAACACAAUUUUUGGCAAAAUGAUAAACAUACAUUAAGUACUGUGUUGCAUAAUAUGAUAAGAUAAAAUCAG